UGCCCUAACCACCGACAGGGAAGGAGAAGAGAAAGAGAAACCCACCCCCGCAAGCGAGGAUGCACCGAAACCCUCGCGUCCUCCUCCGCGCCGCCGCCUAUCUCCUCCGCCCCUCCACCGCCGCCCCGCAACCCCUAACGAACGCCAGACCUCCCCUGCCACUUUCUCCGCGGGGCCUCAUCCUCCCUGCACAACGCCGCGCCUUCUCGACGGACUACGGCAAGGACGUCGACGAGGUGAACCGCAAGUUCGCCGAAGCGCGGGAGGAGAUCGAGGCUGCCAUGGACAGCAAGGAGACGGUGUACUUCAACGAGGAGGCCGCCUGCGCGCGCGACGCGGCCGGCGAGGCCCUCGGCGCCUUCGACGCGCUGCUUGCGCGGGUCCCGCCCGCAGACGCCGACGCGCUCCGCAGGUCCAUGGGGCUCAAGAUGGAGCAGCUCAAGGCCGAGCUCAAGCAGCUCGAGGAGUAGUGGUUGCUCCAGGCCGUUCUUUGAUGAGCGCAUCGAGGUCAGAGAUUUCUUCUUUUGGGAACAAAUCUUGGCGAUCUUUGUUUUAGUUAGUACUUAUAUGUUCCUAUAGUAGUUCCUGGAUAUUCUGAUUGGGAAAUAAAAUUAAGGCUGCACUUCAUUCCUGUUGUGGGAGAUUACAUUUGGAGCUAAUUGUCCAUGCUGAUGCAAAUUGGUAGCAUACAAUUUGUACCAGCAAAAUUGGUAUUUAUGUUCAUUCUGGAUUGAUGGAGCCUCAGAAUUAAAUUAGAAGAGCGAAGCAUGUAAUUUGUUCCUGUGCCAAUUGUGAUAUUAUUAAUUGAGGUUAACAGUUAAAAAGGAUGGUCAUAUUUGCA
Molecule: messenger RNA, 841 nt
Organism: Triticum dicoccoides
Lineage: Eukaryota; Viridiplantae; Streptophyta; Magnoliopsida; Poales; Poaceae
Exons: 1
Coding region: 60-470 (136 amino acids)
Source: RefSeq, a predicted model, not a curated record